Protopolystoma xenopodis is the source of this 516-nucleotide messenger RNA. The record is from the annotation of a GenBank genome assembly. Lineage: Eukaryota; Metazoa; Platyhelminthes; Monogenea; Polystomatidea; Polystomatidae.
AUGGAAGAGGACGCAGGGCCUGGUACAUUCUACAGGCUUCUUAUCGCCCGACUAAGUUGCGAAAACAAAGAUAUUAUUGAGGAAGUCUGUGAAGACAAGCUAGAUCCCAAGCUGUUUCCUUAUUUCGGCGGCGGCCCUGUUCGUGCUGGUGGUCGGGGACCUGGCGGUCCCGAAAGCGGGGGACCCAUCUCAGCGCGCUACGGACAGUGGCAUCGUGACAAGACACAGCAACAGCGCACAGGGCCCCGCCUUAUUUUCUUUAUUUUGGGUGGAAUCUCCUACUCAGAGAUGCGCUGCGCUUACGAGGUGAUGGAGCUGCCAUCUGGCAAGAAUUGGGAUAUUCUUGUUGGCGGUACACAUCUUCUUGUACCUGAAGCCUUCCUAUCCGACCUUGAGAAGCUCUCCUAUAUGCCUGGUGCUGCACCAACCCAAAACACUGGCCCCGGGGGGGGUGCUUCAGCUGGAGUAUCUAGUGCAGGAGGUUCUGGUGUGCCUGUUGGGCCUGACGCUGUUUAG